Molecule: messenger RNA, 636 nt
Organism: Lactuca saligna
Lineage: Eukaryota; Viridiplantae; Streptophyta; Magnoliopsida; Asterales; Asteraceae
Source: the annotation of a GenBank genome assembly
AUGGAUCGUAGUUACUGGAUGUAUGGAAUUAAACGUUCAGGCGAUGAAUAUUUGGCAUGUUUGAGUGGUUUUCUUAAAGUUGCAGAGGAGAAUCGGGUGAAUAAAGGAGAAAACUACAUAUGGUGUCCUUGUGUAGAUUGUCAGAAUUGUUGUAUGUACACUGAUUCUGCUAAAACAGAAGAGCAUUUGAUAAUUCGUGGGUUUAUGAGAGAUUAUACAUGUUGGUCACGACAUGGUGAGAUAUUGGUUGAUCAUAAUGUAGCCCCUUUAGAGUAUAAUGAUGAUAUUGAUGAUACAAACGAUAACAACUAUGAUAACAUAUCGGGAGUGUUACAUGAUUGUGAAGACAAUGUUGCUGAAGAUGAUUAUGAAAAAUUUCAACAAUUAUUUGAUGAAUCAGAAAAACCCUACUCAUAUCUGGAAAAGACUGCAUUGCAAAAGUUUAAGGAAAGAAUAUCAUCAACGGAAUUCCAGGAUAUAAGUGAGAAAGCAAGGAUGAGUUCAAUGUGUAAUACGAAUCCAGCCCGAGUAGGCCCACAUGGUUAUCGGGGCAACAAAGCUAAGUGGGAAAAAGAGAAGGCAUCGGGUCAGUUGCCGUCACAGUUGUAUGAGAUAAAAAGCGGCCCAAGAUCAUAA